Cladocopium goreaui is the source of this 612-nucleotide messenger RNA. The record is from the annotation of a GenBank genome assembly. NCBI's taxonomy places the organism in Eukaryota, Dinophyceae, Suessiales, Symbiodiniaceae.
AUGAAAAGAAUGAGAAAGGUGGGGCUCGACCAAUGGCCGUAUGGAGCAGAGACUAAAAAGCCGACUGGUAUUCUUACAGAUGCAGCUUGGAUGGCGGACGCCUGUGCCAGGUGCGUGGACGCUCGGCCCCACCAACAUAUGCCAGGAGGGCUGGCUGGAAAGACCCUGGACUAUUUCGUCGAUCCUCCCAGGGAAGUGUGGAAAACUGCUUUGGCAGCCGAGUACCCCACUGGACUCUGCUGGGCAUGGGCGCAGUCACUUGUCCGCUUCUUGAAGACGGAGGAAGGACUGGUGACGUUGCAAAAGAAAGCCAUCAAAGUGGAAGGGAACGCACUCAGAGCGGUGCGGCCAGAGGUACAGUCAAAGCAGCCAGCAAGCAAUCGAGAAAGGAGAGAGAUGGAAAACAACCAGGCAGUAGGGGGGCUGAGGAACCUCUAUGGCGCCAUCGUCCGCACUUACAGGAAAUUGCCGGAUGGCGAUGUGCCGGAGAAGAUCAAGAAGCCGCAUGCCUUUAGAUCAGUGAUUGCAGGAUGGAAGCGUGCCAUGAAAGAGUUCAUGAACGGAGAUCCGAAACUGAAUGACUUGGUCCACCUGUCCGGGAACCCGGAAUAA